GUCCAGUUGUCGGCGCUCUCGGCAGGAUUGUUAAAAAAGAGUCUGUCUUUAGUUAGUUUUGUCGAAAAUCUCAUUGAAGAUAUUAACUUCAGUCUAAAAUCAUGGCCUCUUCGGACGUUGCUCGGCAGCCGGAUAAAGGAGUGCGACCCCUGAACCUGGCAGGCCACGUGGGCUUUGACAGCCUUCCAGACCAGCUGGUCAACAAGUCCAUCUGCCAAGGCUUCUGCUUCAAUAUCCUGUGCAUCGGUGAGACCGGUAUUGGCAAGUCUACACUGAUGGACACUCUAUUCAACACAAACUUUGAGAACUUUGAGUCGUCCCACUUUGAACCUCAGGUGAAGCUGCGGGCUCAAACCUACGACCUGCAGGAGAGCAACGUCAGGCUGCGGCUCACCGUGGUCAACACGGUGGGCUUCGGAGACCAAAUGAACAAACAAGAGAGCUAUCAGCCGGUGGUGGACUACAUUGACAAGCAGUUUGAGAGUUAUCUACAGGAGGAGCUAAAAAUCAAGCGAUCUCUGCACAACUACCAUGACUCACGGGUCCAUGCCUGCCUCUACUUCAUCUCUCCUUCUGGUCAUUCCCUAAAAUCCUUAGACUUAGUCACCAUGAAGAAACUCGACAGUAAGGUGAAUAUCAUCCCUGUGAUCGCCAAAGCUGAUACCAUCAGUAAGAGUGAGCUGCACAAAUUCAAGAUCAAAAUCAUGAGUGAACUGGUCAGCAACGGUGUCCAGAUUUACCAGUUCCCCCUGGACGAUGAGACGGUGGCCAAAGUCAACUCCAGUAUGAACGGCCAUUUGCCAUUUGCUGUAGUCGGCAGCACAGAGGAAGUCUCCGUCGGCAAUAAGAUGGUGAAAGCACGCCAGUAUCCGUGGGGAGUUGUCCAAGUGGAGAACGAGCAUCAUUGUGACUUUGUUAAACUGAGGGAGAUGCUCAUCUGUGUCAACAUGGAGGACUUGAGAGAGCAAACCCAUACGAGGCACUAUGAGCUUUACAGGCGAUGCAAACUGGAGGAAAUGGGUUUUAAGGAUACGGAUCCAGAGUGCAAACCUGUCAGUCUGCAGCAGACGUACGAGGCCAAGCGUCAGGAGUUCCUGGUGGAACUGCAGAAGAGAGAGGACGAGAUGAGGCAAAUCUUCGUCCAGAGAGUGAAGGAGAAGGAGUCGGAGCUGAAGGAGGCUGAGAGGGAGCUGCAGGGCCGUUUCGAGCAGCUCAAGCGCCUCCAUGCGGAGGAGAAAACGGCUCUGGAGGACAAGAGGCGGCUUCUGGAAGAGGACCAGAGCUCCUUCAGCAAGAGACGAGCCGCCGCUCAGCUCCUUCAGGCGCAGAGCCUCACAGCCAAUGGCAAGAAAGACAAGGACCGCAAAAAUUCUGGCUUCAUGUGAAGACGUGUGGAUCUGCAGUUCGCUCCAUCAUGACCAGCGGAACCAGUGACAUCGUCUCCACAGCAGCUCCAGCCAGUCCCAAACACUAACCAGAGAAGUCCAAAUGCCAAAGUUUAAAGACUGUUUCUGAAGAUCAUUUGUACACUUUCUUUCAAGUUAUUUUUACUCUCUUUUGUAGGUUUUAUUGCUUUUUUUUUGUGUAUUGAUAUAUAUUUAUCCUUUUUUUAAUUUUUUUUUUAUACAAAAUCUCAAAUCUUUUCUACACCUUUCUUUUUAACUUUUAGCCACAUUGAGGGGAAACCUCAUACAGCCUCCUCACUGAAAGCUGUUUACACAGCUAAAGACUUGCACAGGUACAAAUGUUACGGUUGGAGAGACUUCGUCUGCUUUUACAUAAUCCUUCAGAGGUUUCCCAUAACAUUACUUAAAAAUAUAUAUAAAUAUAUAAUUCCAUAACUCCAUUUUCAAGUGGUAGUUUCACGUGUGUGUCCCCAGUUCUGAAUCUGUAAAUGGCCAGUUUUUCUAGGAGUUACUAUUUUUUUGUGUGUGUUUGUGUCUAUAUACACAACUAAAAACACUUAAUCUGAGUUUUUCAUCACAGUUUAAGUUUGAAUUGACAGAAUGUUUUUCUUCCCUGUCCUUGAGUGCAUAUUUGAACUGACUACCAACUCAAACUUUAAGAUAAAGCAACCAGUUCACAUGUUUUGGGCCACAUGUCUGAAAAUGUGAUUCAGAGUCUUGCAUGGUUUUGUGACACCACAGACUGAAAUGUGAUGGAUCUGCAGGACCUCAGUUCACGCAAAGCUGUAUAAACACUUUGAAAAGAGGCACGCCCUACAGAAGAGGAAUGCAGAGUUGAGAUGACGCCCUCAGACUGAUUAAAUGAUUUGGGGGGGCUCUUUUCUGUUUUGUAAAGGGUUUGAACUGUAUCUGUUACCAUUAUGUAAAGUUUUUUUUGUGUAUAUUCAUCACCACCACCAUCAUCAUGUUGUUCAGAGUUGUAGACGGAGGGCAUUACAUAAAAGGCUGCAGCUGCAACACUUGCACUAAUGUGUUCAUCCCAAAGGGAAUCGGCAGUAACGUUAACAUCAUCUGUAGGAAGCGUGGCUUAAGAACGGUCCAAGUGAAUGCCAGGAUGCAAAUUUUCCCAGCAGAACAAAAAAACUGGUAUUGCAUGAUAUGCUCUAAAAAGUAAUCGAUUAUUGAUCAUGCAAAGGAAUAGAGGGCAUUUUAUCUCUGUGCCGAUCAGUUUUUUUUUUUUUUUUUUGUGUGUGGUAAAAUGCGGAAAGGUGUAAAUCAGGACACUGUGGUGCUGGUUUGUAAGACUUCUAGAUUUGCCAAACGACUCACUUUAACUGACACUUUACUCACACUAGCGGUUCAGGAUGUUUUUAGUGCCUUAUGUCUGAACUUUAGAAAUACACUACACAUAUACUGACACCUGCAGGGGAAAAGACACAUGUAUACCACAGUUGGUUUUAAGGAAUAUACAGUAUUAUUUGGGAGCUCUUUUUCCUUCUUUUUAAAUAAAUAAAUGAAGUUUUGUCAC
Messenger RNA from Cololabis saira (Pacific saury), 2934 nucleotides. RefSeq names its product septin 10 (gene septin10). Gene Ontology annotation, molecular function: GTPase activity; GTP binding; molecular adaptor activity. Bases 102 to 1385 code for a protein of 427 amino acids. Gene Ontology annotation, cellular component: microtubule cytoskeleton; septin ring; cell division site. The record is from RefSeq and is a predicted model, not a curated record. Gene Ontology annotation, biological process: cytoskeleton-dependent cytokinesis. The transcript is spliced from 10 exons. NCBI's taxonomy places the organism in Eukaryota, Metazoa, Chordata, Actinopteri, Beloniformes, Belonidae.